AUGAUUGAACGUUGUACACCAUAUUGGAUAUUAAUUAUGGUCAUUCUAAAGAAUCUUAUUGGGCCGGAUGGAGAUAAAGUUAUAGAUGGAGAAGACAAUCUAGAUGGAGAUAAAGUUAUAGAUGGAGAAGACAGUCUAGAUGGAGAUAAAGUUAUAGAUGGAGAAUACAGUCUAGAUGGAGAUAAAGUUAUAGAUGGAGAAUACAGUCUAGAUGGAGAUAAAGUUAUAGAUGGAGAAUACAGUCUAGAUGUAGAUAAAGUUAUAGAUGGAGAAGACAGUCUAGAUGGAGAUAAAGUUAUAGAUGGAGAAGACAGUCUGGAUGGAGAUAAAGUUAUAGAUGGAGAAGACAGUCUAGAUGGAGAUAAAGUUAUAGAUGGAGAAGACAGUCUGGAUGGAGAUAAAGUUAUAGAUGGAGAAGACAGUCUGGAUGGAGAUAAAGUUAUAGAUGGAGAAGACAGUCUAGAUGGAGAUAAAGUUAUAGAUGGAGAAGACAGUCUAGAUGGAGAUAAAGUUAUAGAUGGAGAAGACAGUCUAGAUGGAGAUAAAGUUAUAGAUGGAGAAGACAGUCUAGAUGGAGAUAAAGUUAUAGAUGGAGAAGACAGUCUGGAUGGAGAUAAAGUUAUAGAUGGAGAUAAAGUUAUAGAUGGAGAAGACAGUCUAGAUGGAGAUAAAGUUAUAGAUGGAGAAGACAGUCUGGAUUGA
This is a messenger RNA of Biomphalaria glabrata, 702 nucleotides long. Its product is annotated as seminal vesicle major clotting proteins-like. The transcript is spliced from 2 exons. The record is from RefSeq and is a predicted model, not a curated record. The coding region runs from base 1 to 702 and encodes 233 amino acids. NCBI's taxonomy places the organism in Eukaryota, Metazoa, Mollusca, Gastropoda, Planorbidae.